Molecule: messenger RNA, 348 nt
Organism: Lineus longissimus
Lineage: Eukaryota; Metazoa; Nemertea; Pilidiophora; Heteronemertea; Lineidae
Product: tetranectin-like
Exons: 2
Coding region: 1-348 (115 amino acids)
Molecular function (GO): signaling receptor activity
Source: RefSeq, a predicted model, not a curated record
AUGGGAACCGACAACAAUUUAGGCGUAGGAGACCUUGUAACAAUCAAGGACGAGGCAAUGAGGGAUUUCAUUCGUAAUGAACUAGUGAUGGAAGUGACGAUUGGGCAAACAACAUGGCUUGGUCUAGGAGACGAGGAGUCUGAAGGCGUCUGGAAAUGGGUAGACGGCACUCCAUAUGGCUACAGCGACUGGGCCGAGGUGAACGGCGUCCAGCAGCCAGCUGGCGGGGUUACAGAAAAUUGCGUCGCGAUGGACUACACGAGUUUUCCUAAUCACAGGGGCAGAUAUGAUGACCGAAACUGCAUGGAAGAGCUUUGGUCCAUCUGUCAGUUUGCUGCAAAUUUAUAA